Molecule: messenger RNA, 390 nt
Organism: Mesorhabditis belari
Lineage: Eukaryota; Metazoa; Nematoda; Chromadorea; Rhabditida; Rhabditidae
Source: the annotation of a GenBank genome assembly
AUGCCACGCUUACAGAAACGAAUCGCUCUUGAAGAAAUAGCGGCCAUCGAGGAGCACAAAUCGCCUCUUGACGAGGAUCUUAGAAAGGUCUCCGAGUCUGAAUCAGACGAUGAUGAUAAGGCCACGCGCAAGGAGGAGAGGCCAAGUUUGAUUAGCCGAAAAAGAAGCAGUAUUUUCCAUGAGCUCAUUCAAAUGAUCGCAGAUAGAUCUCGUGAACGAGACCGUGAUCGUCGAAGGCGCUCGAAGAGUCGUGAACGUGAUGAUAAAGAUCGCCGUGAUAAAGAUCGAGAGCGUGGACGUGAAAAGGAUCGUGGGAAAUUGGCUCAUUGGAGCGAAGUCGAUGAGGCGAACGCUCAACGCAAGCAACUCGGAUUGGCCCCUCUACAACGA